Messenger RNA from Scylla paramamosain (green mud crab), 831 nucleotides. RefSeq lists its product as uncharacterized. The record is from RefSeq and is a predicted model, not a curated record. Lineage: Eukaryota; Metazoa; Arthropoda; Malacostraca; Decapoda; Portunidae. Bases 275 to 691 code for a protein of 138 amino acids. The transcript is spliced from 3 exons.
UGACGGCGGCGAGGACGGGGCGGGCGGCGCGGGACGCGGGCGGGUGCGCAGCGCCUCCAGCGUAAGGCUGAAUGCGGACCGCGAGCGGGACGUGGUGCUGCCGCGGGUGCUGAAGGUACCCAUCAAGGAGCGCGCCGCACGGACCUCCUCGGCGGCCCCCGCGGCCCCCGCAGCCCCGAGGGAGGCGGCUCAGGAGGAGGAGAGCCGGCGGGGCAGCGACCGCGUGGUGAUUGAGCGGGAGAGGCGGGCGGGGCGCGCGGACGGCGGGUUCAGCAUGCCGGUGAGCCUGCUGAAGGGCGCCAGGGUGCGCGUCACGCCCAACAAGCAGAGGAUAUCCGCCAUCCUCAGGGAGAAGGAUGUGCUGGAGCUGCAGCGCCAACUGCUCACUACCGUCAUGGAGGCAGAGGUACUAAAGAAGCAAAUUGAGUCAGCCAGUGAGGAGUGGGCAUCCAAGACCUCAGAAUGGGAGUCUGACCACCGCCAUGCCCUUGCAGCUGUCACCAGCCUGAAGGAGGAGAACUCUCGCCUCAAGCAGCAGCUGGAGGCACGUCCUAAGGCACCAGAGAAACGUGACAUUGGGGGUGUGUGCCGCCCCAGUCAUGUUCACCACCAGCACCAUGACAGGUGGCAGCGUGGGGGAGGAGGAGGAGGAUGCCCCGACACACACCGUGCAACGCCGGGCCCAAUGUGAAAUAUGAUGUUGUGGUGCAUGAGGAACGGCGGGGUGAUUCCGGGGCACGUCGGCCAGCUGUCGGGGUGGAGAAGCCGCCCCGUCGCAGCCGAGAGCCCCGGAAUGCCCCCAGUCCAGCACCGCCCCUGAGGGAGACAGCC